AUGACAAGACUUGGCCUGGCCGGUCCAAGUUUCUAUGCGAACAUCUCUCUCCGCCAUAGCAACCCAACUGAGCUGAUCCACUGUCGUUUCCGCCUCCAGAUGGAUCCCCAAGGCAAAAGCGCAAAUAUUCAUGUCGCAGACAGUCAAAAGGCCAAGGUUGCCACUACGACGCGUGCUCCGCGUCCUUACGCUUUCAUCCUCACCGCCUUCACACUGUCAACAGCGGAGUCUGGCCGUACAACAGGAGGAACUCGCAGGAAUCACGCUCUUUCCGCCGCCGCCGAAAAUGCCCGGCGCAGCGCUACUUGA
Messenger RNA from Penicillium lagena, 309 nucleotides. RefSeq lists its product as uncharacterized. Bases 1 to 309 code for a protein of 102 amino acids. The record is from RefSeq and is a predicted model, not a curated record. The transcript has 2 exons. NCBI's taxonomy places the organism in Eukaryota, Fungi, Ascomycota, Eurotiomycetes, Eurotiales, Aspergillaceae.